Messenger RNA from Psylliodes chrysocephalus, 1069 nucleotides. Lineage: Eukaryota; Metazoa; Arthropoda; Insecta; Coleoptera; Chrysomelidae. The record is from the annotation of a GenBank genome assembly.
UGCAAUAUGAGAGUGAAGUCUAUCACCCAUAAGAGGCCACUCGCAAAAUGAAGGGGAUAACGUGCAUAGCGUUAUAGAAAAGCAAAUGAAAAGGCACAUAAAAUCACGCUCUAUUUACACGCCAUUGCAGUAUAUAACACUAAUUCGGGCUGCCAAAAAAUCUGGACCAGCAUGAAAUGACACAUGAUCGCUUUUAUGACUUAAAAGCUUUACAAGAAGCUUGGGGUACGAAUUUUAAUAUGGAUGAAGACAAGAACCAAGCAAAGUGGCAUGACAUAAAAGUCCUCAAAGUUGAAAAGGAAAAUCUUAUGGUCUUUUUCUAUAAAACAUCUUUUGCAGAGGCCGAAUUCAAAAAAUGUUGGGUGAAUAAGAGAAAGACUAGACGUACUGAAGUAGAACUUACAUCUAGUAUCACAAUAAAUCUGAGGAGAGCAUACGCAGAAAAAAUUACUUUGUCGGAUGCAAAAGAAGACAAUAAAGAACUUGUCGACAAAAAUAUGAUUUCGAACCCGUACUGCGACAGUUUUUACAAAAAUGUUUUGUAAAACACUGAUCUAGAUUAAGUAAUACAAUUUUUAGAGUAGGUACGAAGUCUAGUACAAGAAGUAAGUCCCAUUAUUGAAUUUAUUUUAUUAGGAGACUACUUUUUUGUAUUUGUAAAUAUUAAUAAGGUUACUGAAUAAUAUUAGAAUUCUAAUAAUUGAACUGUGAUUUGCAACUUGGGACUGUUACUGCUAAUAGUAAGUGAUAAUAGCACAAAAACGAAAAUAUAGACUGCUAGAAUUUAUAAUUUUUAAUAUCUUGUAUUGAAUAUUACCAAAGAUAGGUCAGAGGCUGUAAUUAUGUUAAGUUUAAAGAGGAGAGAAUGCUCAAAUUUUUAUACUAAUUUUGUAUGUAACUAUAAUUUCAUAAAUUGAUGUUUAAUUUUCCUUUGUUUUUUAUUUCAGUAAAUAAAUUAUAAGUUUCUAUAUGAAUAAAUUAAUUGUUUUAUUUUAACCAUUUUAAUUUUAGUAUACCUACAUAGAUCUAAAAUCUAUCCUAAACUUAUCAAGCAAGACGUUGUACAUCA